CGAUCCUGCUGACCUUGCAGUAGACAAAUUCAGUAAAGCUGCGAACGUUCAACCAUUUUGCAAUUACAGAGCCAUUAGACAAAAUGCUGAGGAGACUGUGCUUCGUUGUUCUCUUCGUUGCCGUAAUUGUGGCUGUAUAUGGAAGCGAUGAAAGAAAGAAGCGAUCCCCGCAGGGAGCGCCACCUCCACCCGACACUAAAUCGUCGGGUGAUGAGACAUCGAGGAAAAAGCGAUCCCCGCAAGUACCCCCGCCUCCGCCCCCACCCGACACUAAAUCGCCGGGUGAUGAGACUUCGAAGAAGAAACGAUCCCCGCAAGUUCCUCCGCCUCCACCAGACACUAAAUCGCCGGGUGAUGAGACAUCGAGGAAAAGGCGAUCCCCGCAAGUACCUCCGCCUCCGCCCCCACCCGACACUAAAUCGCCGGGUGAUGAGACUUCGAGGAAGAAGCGAUCUCCGCAAGUACCUCCGCCUCCGCCCCCACCCGACACUAAAUCGCCGGAUGAUGAGACUUCGAGGAAGAAACGAUCCCCGCAAGUACCUCCGCCUCCGCCUCCACCCGACACUAAAUCGCCGGGUGAUGAGACUUCGAGGAAGAAGCGAUCUCCGCAAGCACCUCCGCCUCCGCCUCCACCCGACACUAAAUUGCCGAUUGGUGUCCAGACUUAG
This is a messenger RNA of Owenia fusiformis, 668 nucleotides long. Lineage: Eukaryota; Metazoa; Annelida; Polychaeta; Sabellida; Oweniidae. The record is from the annotation of a GenBank genome assembly.